This is a messenger RNA of Chionomys nivalis (European snow vole), 4995 nucleotides long. Its product is annotated as ankyrin repeat domain-containing protein 36A-like. The transcript is spliced from 29 exons. Lineage: Eukaryota; Metazoa; Chordata; Mammalia; Rodentia; Cricetidae. Gene Ontology annotation, molecular function: protein binding. The coding region runs from base 1 to 4995 and encodes 1664 amino acids. The record is from RefSeq and is a predicted model, not a curated record.
AUGAAGAAGAUCUUCAAGGGUCAUUUGCCCUGGGGCUUCCUGGGCUUUAGAAAUGCCAAUGCUGAGAACCAGGAAUGGCACAGGUACCUCACAGGCUACAUACCUGUGAAAAAGAUACACAAAGCUGCAAGCAUGGGAGACAUAACCCAAGUGCAGAGGAUGCUCGAAUUUGGGGAUGUGGACGUGAACGUUACAGACCGGAAGAAAAGGACUGCUCUGCACUACGCCUGCGCUCACGGCCAGGCUGAAAUGGCGACCCUCUUGCUAUGGUAUGAAUGCAACAUUGAAGCCCGAGACAGCGACGAAAGUACAGCUCUGAUCAAGGCAGCACAGCGCCAGCACGAGGAAUGUGUAAAGGUUCUCCUGGAAAAUGGUGCUGACACAAAUGCCAUUGAUGCAAAUCAAAACACGGCUCUCCACUAUGCGGUCUACAACAACAGCACCUCCAUAGCUGCCAAACUUCUGGAGUUCAGAGCAGACACUGAAAUUAAGGCAAAGAACGGCUACACACCGCUUAUACUGGCAGUGUUGGAAAACAAACUGGAGAUGGUGGAGCUGUUGUUACGGGCCGCGGCCAAUAUAAACGCCCUGGAUAACUACAAGAGGUCUGCCCUCAUACAUGCUGUGAGAGCUCAGUCUAAAGACAUGAUCAGCUUUCUUCUCCAGCAGGGUGCAGAUGUGUCUUUGGUGGAUAUCUACGGAGCAACUGCACAGAGUUACACUGUUUUUGAAACCUUUCAAGUGCUUUCCAAAGGCCCCAGUUCUACAACAAGAGAGGACAGAUAUAAUUCUGAUGCCAAGGAAGACUGCUUAUCCUGUGCACACUCCACCCAGGACGGGGAAAGGAUGGCACAAUCGCCAGCGAGGGAAGAGGGCGACAGAGGCGCAGCCGACAAGCUGGGGAGCCUCGCCCCCACACCUAGAACUUCCAAGCCCACAAUAGAAGAAGAUGAAAAUAGCGUCGGCUCCAAGUCUCCAGUGGUCCCAUCACCCCUGCUCACUGAAUCCAGCCUCUGGAUUGGGUAUCCAAAAGAUUGGCCUGAACCCAUGAAGUUCUCCAGGCAACCAACAGUCUACAACCCAAUCGAAUGGAGGGAAGACAUGAAAUCCCGGUCAGUUUCUUUGGAGAAAAACACACAUCCCGUGGUAUUCUUUACAGGAAAUGAGGCAAACGUACAGACAUACAAGCAGCCAGCCAGGGUUUUCGAGGAACCUGAUACUAAUGAUUCCGAUCCUACAGAAGAGGAGGAUGCUAAGGACAAGGAUAAGCUGGAGAAACAUUCCUUGGCACAGAGAGCGUCCCAGCAUCAAGUCAAGCAGAGGGACUCCCCACCUUUACAACUCCAAGAGCAAGACCAGGAGCCAGAGGGGAGCACGGCUUCUGAUGGAGAAGAUGGGUAUUCAAGAUCUGCCAAGCAGCAAGUGCUCAAGGGAGUGUUACUAGAAGGAGACAGAUUGAAAGGUGAAGAUACUGUACAGCUUGCCACAAAUAAGCUAGGCCAGAAGGUCGGUGAGAUCUGUGAAGCUGUCAAAAUUACUGUUCACCAUGAGGAAGAGCGACCACAGGAUGACUCUACAGGAAAAACAUCCCUGAAGUCGGCCACCCCUAAACUGGCCUGGGAUAUGCUUGGCUGUGAGGACAGAGACACCGCUGCUGCACUGGCCGCUGUAACACUGCAGACCUAUCCCAGACAGAAGGAAGGUGGCCUUAGAAACAUCUUUCCGUCUCCCUCUUUCUCUCAGGCCUUGGAACACAGUGGCCAGUCAGUUACUAAAUCUCCCUUAAUGAAACAUAAAUUAGACUAUGAAAGUAACAAGUCCGAAAUAGAAGAAUCCCUUCAUAAAAGCGAGGAGAAAUCUUCUAAAACUACAGAAGGUGGAAAGAGUAGAGGCCAAUGCCCAGAAGUAUGUGUGGCCAGAACGCAAGACGGCUGUGCAUUCAAGAGCCAGUUUCAAAAAACUCUGAGACCAAAACGCAUGGCCUGGCAGUUGGAUAGCAGACACAUGUCGAAAUCCAGUGACUCCAAAAGGCUUCCAGAAUCCACAGAAAGGAGUCACACGAGCGAAUUUAACAGUUGGAGUGAUUCUACCCUUCUCGACACUCACAAGAAAAGUAAAGGCACACCAGACCUGACCCAGAAGCCCCGGGCGCAAACGGUGAGAACCGCCAGUGCCGCGCCGCCUGGUGGCAGGACCGCAAGCGCUUUGGCGGAUGAAGAUAGUCAGGACAGGCUGUCCAACAGUGAGUUCCAAAUAUUAGAGGAAGAAAUCCUGGCCUGGGAGAAAGUAAACCUUGAAAACCAGAGUGUCUCUGAGAAUCUACCAAACAAGUGUGAGGGGAUCUCUUCUGAUGCCACGGGUCAAAGGGGGAACUAUCUAGAAAAUGAGCACACAAGAGCAGAGUCGGACUCCGAGGUGACAACCCAGUCAGAACAAAAGAGUCUUGAUGACACUGAAAAUACCCAGCUGCAACAUAAAGUCCUCUCAAAGACAUGCCCCCAAACACAAAACACAUCUGCAGAUCCAGCCAGGCCAACCCACCCUCAGUAUCAGAAGGAAAGCACACAAAACCAUCCUCCCACUUUGCAUCUGGAGAAAAUGUCUGAAGAGCCCGAAAUAAACAAGAAAUCUGAUGGAGAGUGUGUGCCUGUCCAUCCGGAAGUUCCUGCAGGGAAAGCCCGUGAGAAAGCGUCCAUCACUCGAGACCUAACAGGGAAUAAUGGAGAGCCAGACAAACACAGCUGUGAGUUACAGCACACAGCUAGGGAUGUGUUUGGAAACAUCUGUCCUGACAAAGAACCACUUCCGGGUAGCUGUAGGGGAAGAACUCAGUUCCAGGUUGAAGAAAUGAGCAAGGAGCGGCCGAGUCUGGAAUUGGAAGUCUCAGAGACUCUGUGUCUUAUGGUCACUGACUGUAGAGACGAUGGGUUGAUGGUCAGAAGGAAAGGCGGAAGGACCGAGAAGCUGCUUCCUACUGAAGAGAAAGAUGAGCUUGCUAAGAGUGUUUCUGACUUGUGUAUGAAAGAAAUAAAGAAAACUAGAAGGGAAACACGGACCCCCAGACAACCCGCGAUCACACCAGUAUUUGAAAAGUCCCUUCCAGAAGCUGCUGGCCUGCUGCUGGCGAAGGAAGGCCACCAUCUGAGUGAAAUGGGCCGGGAUGAAGGAAGGCUGACAAAGAGACAAGCUAAAGAGAAGCACAAGGCUGCCAAAAAGGGUAACCCAGGGAGUCGCUCCUCCCUGGAGGCCGUGGAGACUGAUGCUGAGGAAGGAAGAGAUAUGAUCGCUGCAGAUUUGCAGGUCCUGGUAGUUUCAGUUCAAGGCACAUCCCAGUGUCUGUAUCUGGUCACCCUAGGACGUCCACUGCAGCAUCCCAGUGUCUGCAUCUGGUCACCCCAGGACGUCCACUACAACAUCCGCUUUUCUGCAUCUGAUCACCCUAGGACGUCCACUAUAGCAUCCCAGUGUCUGCAUCUGGUCACCCUAGGACGUCCACUGCAGCCCCAGUGUCUGCAUCUGGUCACCCUAGGACGUCCACUGCAGUAUCCCCUUUUCUGCAUCUGGUCACCCCAGGACGUCCACUGCAGUAUCCCAGCCCACUGCGCAAGGAUGAGCAAUGGAGGGGUGCUACAAACCAGGGUACAGAGGAACAAGCUGAACAGGGAGACCCAAAUGGAAACCCAAGUAAAUCAAGUUAAUGAAAUGAAAGAAGUCAACAGCCGAAGUCAGCCUUCUGCGACAGCCGCAGGAAAUGCAACAGCCGCAGGAAAUGACUCUAGCAGCCUGCUGAAACUCUGGGAUAUGAUUCAUUCGUAUGAAAGACUGAUGGAGCUUAAGAACAGCCACUGUGAACUGCUUACAAGAAAACUUGAGAACAUGGAAAACAGGGCUAGCGGAGUGCAGAGAGAACAAACGGAAACAAAAUCCUGGUUACCGCAUAGAGGAGGAGAAUGGGAAGACCUCUGCACUUUGAGGUUCCCCUUGAAACCAGGUGAGAAGCUAGAACAUGCUGCGUCCAUGUUUCAACAAGAGAAGAUGCAGUUGAGCAGAAGAGAGGAGCAAUACAGUGAAGAUGUGGAACAGGCCCAACAGCCAGAAAUCGGGAAAAUGAUUGCAGACGCAAAGGCCAUAGAAAACGAUUUGAGACAGUUGCAGGGACUACAGAAUCAACUCUCAGAGACAGCACAGAGUUCUGGGAAGACGCAAGCCAGCUUACAAAGGCUUGAAAUUCGACUUUCCAAGUUAAAAAUUACACUGAGGGAGCAAUCAGCAAAGCUUGAACAGAUUCAGAAUCAACUGCUGCACGAAGGUUUGCUUGGAGAUGAAACAAAGAAGCUCGUUCAGCAGACACAAUCUCUAGAAUGUGCUCUGGAAAAACAGAUGUAUAAAAGUGAGGAAUUGAUGAUAGAGCUAACUGGAUUUAAGAAACUCUUUGAGGAGACAAAAAAGAAGCUAAAUAAGCAUGAAGGCAGAGAACUCAGUGGUCCUGGAGAUUUAAACACCAGCCAAUUUGAUAUGCAUAUCCCAAUUAGUACACUAAGGCAUGAGCUCUACAAGCUGAGAGAAACUUGGGAAACUACAUAUUACAAGUAUCUACACACGGUUGUAAAGCUUCAGUUCAUGGAGCAGGAGCUAGCAGCGAUAAAAACAGAACAAAAGAAGUGCGGACGCCUCCUCGAGAACCACAAGAACUUAGAAGAAGAAGUUCUUCACUGCAGAAGCUUGAUGCAGGAGCACGCGAUCCAAGCAAGAGAUCAAAACAAAACUAAGGAUUUAAGAGAUGCGGAUGAAGUGGUCACAAUAGGUGAGAUGGAACUCAGAAUUAAGACCCUGGAAUCUCAGCUGGAAUCCACGAGGGGAGCUCAGCGCAGUCUCCGGGAAGGAGACUCCGAGCGAGCACCACCGAGCACUGCUGUGCUGGAGAGCUUGCCUUGCCAGGACACAGCCCCUGCUAAGAGAGCUGGGCGAGCAAGCCAGCCGAGUCCGCGGAAAUAG